CCAAGCUUGGAAUUCCCCUGCGAUAGGUCAUUGGUCUUUCAACCCAAAUGCAAAUUAAGAACAACCUAUAAUUUCAUGGCUAGUCCCAGGCCCGACUCAGUUUCGUCAUCCCAGGUGUUCUUGGGCGAUGCAAGCAUAGACAAAGAACGUAUUUCCAGCGGCAAUCCCGAUCUCGUGGGCUGGGUUGGAGAUCAUGAUCCCGUACGCUUCGGCUUCCCGAAAAGAAUUGUAGGGGGUUCCUGUUCCUGCGCUAACGGCUCUACAAAAUGCUACUCUCGGAUGCGCCCCGACAACAUGAAUUCCGGCUUCAAGGUGGUUUCUCUCGCCUUCGGAGAAAAAGCAGGUAGAACACGGGUUUCACGCGCUUGUGAUAGAUGUCAUCGGCAAAAGAUAAAAUGCGAUGCGGCCCAACCCCGGUGCAAUUGGUGCACUCAUCAGGACGUCCCCUGUCUAUAUGAUAGGCAACGCAAGAGACGUCGCAAUUUACAUUUUCAAGUACCGCAAAAAUUGAGUGUCACAUUAGAACCUCAUACCAAUGCGUCUGAUAAUGAUGUGGUGGGAGAUUCUACCCUACCGCCUAGUAAACCUCGAAAUCACUCUCCGGCGCACUUGAGUGGCAAAGUCCCUAUAACUGAAGGGAGCGCCUCGUUGUCAUCAUCUUCAGACACCAUACCUGCAUUAUCGGGCACGCAGGUUAGCCAGCCUUCCAGACGAUCAUCACCGACCAUUGAGUCUUCUAACUCUCCACCCUGGGAGAAUGUUGCACAAUUUGGCCCCGGUCUGAAUCAUGAAUCGAGUUCAAUCGACCGAACAAGUCUACCUGAGCAUGAUGUGAUCAAAUCCCUGGCCGUUGACUUCUACUCUACGAUUUAUAGCUCCAUAUUCCCGACACUAGACCCCGUUCUCUUCGACCAAACUGUAUCGUAUGCUUAUGAGACUGAUCCCCGUGGGCGAGGGGCUAGGAAGUCUGAUUGUCUCUGCACGCAGGCCAUCGGACAUCGCCAACUGAACGUUUGGCAAGAGCCCGACUUAGACCUGCUGCAAACAUCAGUCAUCACGAUUGUCGUCUGUCUUUUCUCGGGAAAACUUCGAAUGGCUGUCAUGUGGAGCACUUUCGCCUCUCGAGUAGUACUCCUUCUUGGAGGCCAUUCCAAGGCAUGCUUCGAGCGCGCGUCGCUCUUCACCAAUUCGAGUGAGCUAGGGACUAGGGUAGACGCGCAUCUUCGAAACCUUUUCUGGUUGUGCUAUCAUUUCGAUGAAGAACUUGGUCGGCGCACGGAACAGCCACCGUUUCUAUCUGAGCACAAUUGCGACCUGAGUCUUCCUGGAGGCUACAAGGAUUAUGUUCAUUUACCAUGGAAGCAGACAUUUACUCACAGCCUCUAUUUCCCGGCGAUCUCCGGUUAA
This is a messenger RNA of Aspergillus brunneoviolaceus CBS 621.78, 1407 nucleotides long. RefSeq lists its product as uncharacterized. The coding region runs from base 76 to 1407 and encodes 443 amino acids. Gene Ontology annotation, molecular function: DNA-binding transcription factor activity, RNA polymerase II-specific; zinc ion binding. The transcript is spliced from 5 exons. Gene Ontology annotation, biological process: regulation of DNA-templated transcription. Lineage: Eukaryota; Fungi; Ascomycota; Eurotiomycetes; Eurotiales; Aspergillaceae. The record is from RefSeq and is a predicted model, not a curated record.